Hypoxylon trugodes is the source of this 1263-nucleotide messenger RNA. RefSeq lists its product as uncharacterized. The transcript is spliced from 2 exons. Gene Ontology annotation, cellular component: mitochondrion. The record is from RefSeq and is a predicted model, not a curated record. The coding region runs from base 121 to 1038 and encodes 305 amino acids. Lineage: Eukaryota; Fungi; Ascomycota; Sordariomycetes; Xylariales; Hypoxylaceae.
AACAGAACUCAAUGACCGCACGAGCAUCUCCUACGACUUAAGAGCCCACCGAUUAGCCCGUCUCCUCACAUCCCUCGCCCUCACCCUCACCAGAGUCUUCCAUACCUUUACCAAAAAGUCAUGGCCGAACGUUUACGUGCGUCGCGGCUGUGGCUACUCCCCUUUUUGCGGCCGCGAUCAUAUUCUCCUAUACUCUUUACACUUCCCCGCGGCAUCACCGCCACCACCACGCCUCGGCCAUACAGCACAAAAGGAAGGGCACAGAAGAGACCUAAGCAGCUCAGCCCGAGGGCUUUACAGAGAGCCGAAGCGAGGCACAUUGAGUCCAACAUGUCUAUCUUGCUACCCGGCACAUUAGUUAGCCCUCCCAUCUGGCGAUAUCCAAAACAGCCAGACAAGUUCGUCAAAAUGUUAUGGGUUGUCUUUCGAUCAUAUACCCAAACCCUAUGGUCGACCUUGACCAUGAAAAUACUAUCGCAACCCACCAUAUUGCUCUCAAGACCACGCUUCAAGUUCCACAAAUCCGCCGCGGUGCCCACCGCCAAGGCGCUCCACGUACGGAUGUCUGAAGCCAUAGCCGCCGCCGAUAAGGAAAUCCUACGCGGCAUAUGCACGUCUGAAUUAUACCAAACCCUCGCUGCUACCAUCGACAGUCGGCCGAGGGGCACACGCACUGAAUGGCAACUCAUCCACUACGAUCAGAAGUGGCGCUACCCGCGGAUAGCCGACUGGAGAGUCGGCUACAAACCGCUCCAAAACGGUGAUAUGCAGCUGGUCAAGCAGGCCAUCGUUAGUAUUUCUAGUGUGCAACGCAUAGCGCGCUACGACGACACAAAGGGUGGUAUCAAAAUCGCCGGGAGCGACCGCUCCCGUCGCAUGGUGGAGCAUCUCGUCUUACAAGCCAAUAUGGACAAGUUGACAUAUGAGAGCGACCCCUGGAAGAUCUGGGGCACUUUGCCUGAGAUGAAUUAUGAAGAGAUUAUUGCAAAUAUAGAGAACGAACGCGCUCUCGCAAUACAGGCAGGCGGGGGAACGUAGCAACCCUGGAACCGAGGGAACAUUACAAAACACAUUGUGCUAUAGGCGUGUAACAAACCUGUAUAAAAUGGAUUAAAGACAACAAUACCACUUUGCUAAUACGCAAAUCUUAAUCGAGUCUCGGAUCAACAUCUUUCCAAGGAAAGCAUGCGCCACCGCAACCACAGAUAUUCAAAUAGGCCAGUCUGCAAACAGUGACACAAAUACUCGCAUGCUACUAUGGCA